This is a messenger RNA of Schistosoma curassoni, 7070 nucleotides long. The record is from the annotation of a GenBank genome assembly. NCBI's taxonomy places the organism in Eukaryota, Metazoa, Platyhelminthes, Trematoda, Strigeidida, Schistosomatidae.
CAAGGUCAUCUGGAAAGUUUCGGGUUCGUUUGAAUUCUGUGUUACGGUUGUCGUAGAUCUCGCUUCUUUAGUUUUGCAUUUGUUAAUAAUGACCAACUAUAUAUUAUUCCAUCGCAAACUGGAGUUGAAACACCAACACACCUUGUUUAACAAAAACCGACCAAAUCAAUCUAUAAACAAAGCUUAGGAUUACUGUUUUUUUCUCUACAUGACUGACGAACCUGAGAAAGUUUUUAAUCCUAUAGUUGCAUCAACUGAUGAACAAAAUGACCAGAUAACAAUUGAGGAUGUGGAUCAAUUACAACAUGAAGCAAGUGAAGAUAGUACAGGCAGUGAAGAUUUGAGAUUAUUUUUAAAGGAAUUACAUGAAAAAGUAAAAGAAGACCACCAUCAUCACAACCAACAGCAACAAAUUCAACAAUCUCAUGUUAUCCCUUCAACAGGACAUUUACAACCAGCUUGUGUGAUUAAUCCUGGUGAAUUAUCAGUCAUUGGUGGUGGUGGUGGUGGAUCGUCAACAGCCGCGGCAUCUUAUCAUUCAUCACAAUAUAAUUUGAAAACGAAUCAACUGAUACAUUAUCAAACACCUGGUCAAGUAACGACUACUGCUGAUCAACAUUAUCAUACGUCUAUAGGAGAAUUGAAUGCACACGAUGUUGUAUCUGACGGUGGUUGGGGUUGGUUUGUUGUGCUCGGUUCAUUUUGUUGUAUGGUACUAGUUGAUGGAAUAUGUUUCACUUAUGGUCUAUUAAUAAAUCCAGUUUGUCCAUAUUCUAAUUUACGUGUACUAUCAUCAUCACCAAAUGAACGGAAAUUCAAUGAAAGUGGUCCAAUUAAAUACCCUCGUAAUGAUCGUAUUAUCCAACCAAUCAUUGGCAGUUGUAUACCAAUUUCAGAAUUAGGUGAAGAUUUUCAAAUACAACAACGUUCGAUUUUAUUAACUCCUGGUGGUCUAAUAGUUGGUCUAUAUCUAUUUCUUGGUCCACUCGUUAGUGCGUUGAGCAAUCAAUUUGAUUUUCGCCCGGUGGCUAUGAUUGGUGCAAUUAUUACCACAAUUGCAUUGUUAAGCAGUGCUUUUGUAACAACCAUUGAAUUGUUUACAUUGACAUUUGGGCUUCUUGGUGGUAUCGGCCUAUCAUUUAUCUAUUUACCGGCUAUAGCUACCGUUGGACAUUGGUUUCAACAGAAACGUCCACUAGCUGUUGGCCUAGCCUUAUGUGGCAGUGGUAUGGGUUGUUUAGUCGGUGGUCAAGCAAUUCCACGCUUAGUUUUAUUAUUCACAUGGCGUGGGACAUUGAUUUUACUGGCUGCAGUUUGUUUUCAAUGUCUUACACUUAUUUUAUUGUUUCGCCCAUGGGAUGUACACUUUCAGAUAACUCAAGCACAGCAAGCCAAACGUUUAGCACGUGAAGCUGCUCGUCGUGCAGCAGCAAUACGUCGUGCUGAAGCAGAACGUGUUCUACUAGAAGCUCGACGACGUAAAUAUCUGGCAGGACUAGAAACAGCCGCUACAGCUCAUACCGUCGGUGUAAAAAGACAUUCAAAUACAGCUCCUGUUGUGAUGACUAAUGAUAUUAACGGCAAUAAACCAGGUUUUCAAUGUCAACCAGGUGAAUAUCGUUCAAAAUCAAAUGACAGCGGUAGUGGUGGAGCCGUUGGGGUUGGUGGCGGGAGAAGAAGCUCUACACAGUACAAUCGUAUUCAUGAUACCAAUCAAACAAGAAACGGACGUCAGAAUAAACAUUUUAUUUUUAAUUCACAUAAUCGAACACAACAAAAUCCUGGUGUAAUGAAUACACGAUCAAAUGCAGUAACCGGUAAUCGUUCAGUUAAUCAUCAAAAUCAGGGAUCUAGUAGAACGGCUAAUCGUAAAAGGACACCUAGUCGCCGUGUCAUUGUUUAUCGUGGAUCAAUAAUGCAACGUAUUAUUGAAGAGAAAAGACGUCAACGUACUAUAUCUGUUGGCAGUUUAGAUGGUAUGGUUAUAACAAGAGAUAAUGAAUUAAUAGCUGCAUCGAAAAUAGUUAAUCAAGAUAAAUCAUUAUGUGAUCCUACUACAAUACAAAGAAUAUCUGAGAAUGUUACACGUAAAAUUGAAGCAAAAUUAAGUAAUACUAUUGCACCGAAAUUAUCAGUUGUCAAUGGCGUUAAUGUCAAUAAUAAUAUGAAUAAUAAUAAUACCGGUGUUGUACCUACAUCAGGUGGGACGUCAACACUUGGCAGUCGAACUGGUUUACGUGUGAGUUUACCUCAACUUGUACAAGAAUACAUACAAUCUCAAGUAUCUCUUACCUUACAACAACAACAGUCUAAACUGUCGUCUGUAGCAAAUCUCAUCAAUAAUAAUAGUAUUAAUUAUGGUAAUGACCAGUCAACGCCAGCGGAUACCUUUGUUCGUUCACCGUCAGUUAUGUCGAAAUUGAGUACCGUGAAUAUGCCCAAUUAUGAUACUGCCACUGUUCAAUUGGCAUCUGGAGAAAAUCCAGUGUAUUUAGAUGGUGGUGGACUCACGGGAUCUAGAAAUGCGCCCAUACCUUCUGAUAAUAAUCAAAUGAUUUCUGUCAAUACAUCAAAUUCACUGGCUUUUCUAAGUGGUACUACUAACCCAGCACUACCAUUAACAACAGGACGUGAUCCUGCUCAAACAAGGACACAUCCGAUUCGUUCUGUUUCUGAGACUGUUAGUUUAAAACGUACUACAUCCGAGGCUAGUUUAACUUCUCAUCUUACAUCAAUCGGUAUUGUAGAUCCGCAUAAUAAUAAUGGUAAUACUGCUGGCGCCGAUUUAUUAGACGAUGAAAUGAAAGCUGAUAUUCAAUUAAUUAUUCGUAAAGAAAUGUCAAGACCACAAUAUAAAAAAGAUUUCUUUUAUAUUGGUCCAGUUCGUCAAGUUGUUGACUCAUCAGCGUUAUCAUCAAAACAAUUACCAAUCAGUCAUAAAUUUAGUAUUAAUUUACCGAUAUUACCAGCGACAGCUGUAGAUAACCGACCGAAUCGUUCAUCAACUACAGCAUUUCGUUUACCGUCAACGGUUAUACAUCCGGAUGUUAAACAACAACCAGAGCAUUGUAGUCAGACAAAUUUAAGUAUUGCUAAUUCAAGUAAUUUGUUUACUAAUCAAUUUAUACCACCAGCUCCAUGCCCAUCUAUGCCGUUAAACAAUCAACAAUCUAUUGUACAUAAUGUUCCUUUGAGUGGCCUACCUCAACUCUCUAUUCCAUUGGGUAGCAAUAUAAAUCAGCAUGGAGCAAAUAUAAAUUCAGAUAGAAUUGAUUCUAUAGGAUACGUAAAUAAUACAGAGAAUUUAGAAAGUUCUGCAGCUCCUGUAUCUAAUCAACUUGGUCUUAGUCAAAAAAUUGACUAUGAUGGAAGCACAAUAACCAAUGCUGGUUUACAACGUCAACAACUACAAGAAGAACUCAUAGAUUACGGAGUGGAUAUUGGUGAUGAUGGUGAUGUUGGUGUUGUUGAAUUAGGAUUAGACGAUAUUGAUAUUGAAGAAGAGGAUGAUAAUCGUGAUACAAUUCUGAUUAAUGAUGACGAGGAAGCUGUCUAUACACGUUGUCCAAAAUGUUUUGAUAAUUGUAUCAGAUUAUUUGGUAGUGCACUAUUCUGUUGUUCGACAUAUAGUCCAAUCGGUAUAUUUAUGCAAGAUUUAUUAUCACCGAAAUUGUUGUCCAAUAUUACAUUCUUAUUUUUUCUUUUCUCAAGUAUGAUGGCUAUGCUUGGAUUGGUUGUCCCUUUUUUAAUGUUACCUGAUCUAUUAGCGGAAGUGAAUUGGAAACUUGAAGAUUCUGGUUUUAUCAUUUCGUCAAUUGGUGCAGGAAAUACAUUUGGACGUUUAUUUGCCACCUUCUACAUUGAAAAAGCUUGGUCUACAACCUAUAAAUGGGCUGAUUCAUUGUGGAUGAAUAAUAUCUCUUUAUUGUUAACUAGUGUAACUGUGUUUAUACUCCCGAUUGUAAGACGAUAUUAUGCAGCUUUAGUUUUAAUCUCGUGUGGCUUUGGACUUUUCUCAGCUGUAUUCGUAUCGUUGAAAAGUAUUCUAGUCGUGGAAUUGAUCGGUAUUGAUCGUUUGACUAAUGCAUUUGGCUACUUACUUUUAUUUCAAGGCUUUGCAGCCGCUGUCGGUCCGCCAAUGGCUGAGUUCUUAUUUGGUGUAUAAGAAAGACAAUGUAGUUAUUUAAGAGAUUUACAAAUAGAUAAAACAUCACCAUUCAGUAUUUCUACAGUGCAUAGUGCACCAACGCAUAACGCAUCAUCUAUGGCUUUUAUAUUUUCUGCUUUUGCUUUAUUUAUCUCUUGUCUUCUUGGCUGUCCUUUACGUUGGUUAUCAAAAAGAGAAUUUUCCAAUAAGCCAAAAUCAUCAUACAGUCCCAUUGAGUUAAUGCCAAAUCAUGUGGACCAUACAAAUUAUAGUUAUGAAUAUAAUAUCACUUCACCGACGUUGCCAACAACUGAUCAUGAAUAUUAUAUACAGCAACAACAACUGGGUAAUAUGAUCAGUGAAUAUCAAUCCAUAGACGUGAAUUGUAUGGCACCAGUUGAUCCGACAUCUACUAGCAGACGUGUUGACGUCACUGACAGUCAUUAUGCAGUAAAUCAACCGAUGGUAGCGCCAUCUUCAACUUCAUUGACAGUGAUCGAUGCCUUAAAGUCACAGAAUUCAACCACUGAUCAAUUAUCACCAUCUAUUAUUCCUCAAUCUUCUGUAAAUUGUCUACCGAUAUCGUCCGGUCAUCAUAUGAUUUUUUCAACAGAGCCAACAUCGACAUUAGCUGCCAGUGGUGUUGUCACUGGAUUGUUGGAUAGUAAGACAUUGGAUACUACUGCUAAUACUACUGGUACAACAAUACCUAUGACAGAUGAAUCUGUUUCUUUGGUCAAUGUCGGUGGUUUAAAAUUGCCCGCUGCUGUUAUUCCUGCAUCUGUAGUCGGUGGUGGUGGUACAGUUCCCACUCCAGUAGUAUCAUUAUCACUUCCAGCUCAAUCUGUUGAAGUUUUAGAGGUCAAAGAAGAUCCUGGUUUAGAACCAGUUGUUGAAGAAGAAGAAGAAGAUUAUGAAGAUGAUGAACAAGAUGUCGAUCAAUAUACAAGAGUAAAUCAAUUGGAAUCUGGUACAUUAUUAUUGACAGAACCUAGUACUAAUAUUGAUAGUAGUAUACCAACAUCAGAAUCAAGCUUUAAUCAAGAUACUACUGGUGAUUCAAUGCCAACUAAUGGUUCUUCAUCUUCAUCUCUACGUAAUAUCAAUUCGCGCAAAGAUGGCAUAAAGCAUAAACGUCGUCGAACUUCUAAACCAUUUGAAUUAAAUACGACAAUUGUUGAGGAUAAGUUUACUGUAGAUGUGAUCAGUGAUGUUAAUGUUGAUGAGGAUACUAAUAAUGUGCAAAUAAUUCCUGUUACUACUACGACAACGAUUAUCACUACGUCUACUAGCACUACUACUACUACUUCUGGCACUGGUACUACAAACAGCACAACACCAACUACAAAUGAAGAUAACAAUGAUGCUAAUCCUGAUCACACUUUUGGUAGCGUUGGUGGUAAUAGUAAUAAUAAUAACUGUAAAGAAGAUACUAACUGAGAACGAACUAAUCAUAAAGAUAACAACACUAAUUAAACUAUUUUUAUCUGCUAAAUCUGAUCCAAGAUUUUCUACUCUCUACUAUUUUAUUCCAUAUUACAUGUAUGUAUAUUUGUGUGUUUGUCUACGUCAAAUAAUAAUCAUCUCUGUGUUGUCUGUUGCUUAUAACUAUAAAUAAAUAUGCAUAACUAGUCGAAUAUUCUAUUCAAAAGCAUCACACUUUUAUUUUUCUACUUCUAUCCCACUAUUCCCAGCCUACUCUUAUGUGUGUACUUGCCGAAUUUGCUAUUCUACCAAUAAUAAACACUUAAAUUUCUUUGAGAUAUACGACAACAUCAAUGUAUUGUGUAUUGACUUUUCUUACUUUGAAAUUUGUACCAUUUCUAUGUAUUUCUUACGACAGAUACUGGUAAUCUUUCAUCUCAUUAUGUAAAUAACUUAGUCUCUUCAUUUGUCCCCCCUCUAUUUCCCUUCCUUUUCUUAUGGAUUGAUUCAUGUGUAAAUGAUUUGUAACAUUGGGACUAAUAUGAAUACUAUUAAUUCUGUAUACAUCAUUAUCCUCAUCGUUAAAUCUCACAUUAUUCAUUUAGGUUUUUUUUGACGGUUUCCACUUUCUCUACCAAUUAAUCAUUAUAAUUUUGUUUUUAACUAUAACUCUACCUCUUACGCACAUUAUCAAUUUCUAUUGUAUUAUUGAUUUGUUUGUGCCAUAGUUACCUACUGCUUGUUCAUUUUUAUUCUGGUUCUGUACAUUUACUAUUGAUAAUCAUUAUCAUGAUGAUACUAUCGUUAAGAUGUCUCUUGUUAUUGCUUUCAUUGUUGUUACUACUGCCGCUAUUGCUGACGCCGCCGAUGCCAUCAUCGUGUUUGUUGUUUCUGUGAAAAAGUUUCAUUUACUUAUUACUUUCUUGAUAUUAAGCAUAUUCUAGCAAGUACUUCCACUACUACUAUUACUACUACUACUACAACCACUAAUCUAUCUUUUCAUUCAUUCUGUUACGUCAUACAAUAUUUAUUUGAUUUUAAUUGAUUUGCUUAUUUAUUGAUUUAUUGACUUAAUGUUAUGUUUUUCACGAAACAAACAAUCGAAUGUCAUUGGUGUUUUGUUUUGUUUGUUGUGUAAUUUGUCAGUGUUUUUUUCUUAAUUAAAAUUUCAUUUCUUGAUGCUGGUCUCACUCACUGUGUGUGUGUGUGUGUGAAAAUUUGGUGAACUCGUUUGUUUGUUAAAACAAAUUGUUCGAUUUCAAAGAUUUAAACGGAUGUAUACCGGUUUUUUUGUUCGUUGUUGCUACUUGUCUGUUUGUUUUCAAAAAAGUAAAUUAUAUAAAACAUCUAAAGUUAACUGAUCCUAAAUAGUGAUUAACAGUAAAAACAGUUGAUUGAAGUUAAGUGAUUAAUAUAUCAAUGUCCGAUAUACAGUUGAACCGAGUGCUUAGAUCCAACGUGUAGUAUUUUGAUUUGUCAAGUAAAAAUUCAUUUUUAG